UUCACCGCAGUGUUAAGAAUAUAAUCAGUAUUACUCAUAGGCUUAGAUGUUUCUUAAAUAGAUUAUAUUAAGCGUACUUUUAGAGAUUUACAUUACAUUGAAGCGCAAACAUUUUCAACGCACAAGUAUUCUGUGGAACUGUGAACGAGUGAAAAACAAGCCGCAAAAUUAUUGAGAAGUGACGUACAAAAUAAAGUGUCCAACUAAAAAUAAUAUACUCCUAAAAUGACCACAACAACAACAAAAACAACGCUCAUUAGUCAAAACUCAAAAAUAUAAAUGGUUUACGAGCCUUCUCAAUAAACUUGACAAAAUAGUAUGGUGUUUACUAAAAAACGUCAAAAAUGAAACACAAAAGCUGGAGACACAAACGCAAAUAAAUAAUUAAUAAAAAGAUAACCAGUAUAGAGGAUUUUACGGCCGCACCAAGACAAACCGUUCGCAUAACAAACUAAAGAAGUAAGCAAAAUUACACCUAAGAAAACAUGCUCGGACGCACACAGAAGCUUCUACUGGGCAUAGCAAUUUUGUUUCUAGUCGACAUCAUUUGGGUUUCAUCCAGCGAGCUGACCAAGUUUCUCUACGAUGACGCCAAAUUUGAUAAGCCCUUCUUCUGCACAUAUUUCAAGACUUCAAUGUUUAGCAUAUAUUUACUGGUUAUCGGCAUAAUAGCGCCAUGGAAGGAGUCCUGCGAUCGUCAGAAUGGCAAUUACGCGAUGAUGGAACAGAACGCUGAUGAUGAGAACUAUUAUUCCAGUCAAGCGGCAUUGGGUGAUCCCACAUAUGUACCCAUACGUUCGCCACAUUUUGGACCCACUUGCAAUGGUACGGUGUCCGGUACGGAGAGCGAUGAUUCCAGUGUGCGGAGCGUACGGUUCAAUAAAAUGGCUGAGGUACGUGAAAUGUCCGCUCAUGAGGCAACGGAUGCGCUAAUGGCGCGCCUCUCGUAUGCCGCGAGCCUACGAAUACGGCGCCAGAAGACACAUCACAAAACCGCGAAGACUGCACUGCUCUUCUGUCUACUCUGGUUCAUGGCCAACUAUUUCUUUCAACUGGCUCUUGAUAUGGACGAGACCGCAAUGAUAACGCUAAUUAGUUCAAGUUCGUCGUUCUUCACCAUGUGCUUGGCCGCUAUGUUUCCAUCAGCUACAGGAGAUAAAUUUACCAUAACAAAACUAAUUGCCGUUGCCAUGAACAUUGGCGGAGUCGUGGUGAUCACAAUGAACGAUUUACACGAUACGAAAAUGACACGCGGUGUUCUGUUGGCGCUGUUCAGUGCUUUUUUCUAUGCCGCGUAUCUGGUGUUUGUCAAGCGAAAAAGCGACACCGAGGAGAAGGUCGACAUACCUUUGUUCUUUGGAUUCGUUGGUCUCUGGAAUCUCUUGCUCAUGUGGCCUAUAUUCUUCAUAUUACAUUUUACAAAAAUCGAAACAUUCGAGCUGCCAAAUCAAAGUCAGUUUGCGCUGCUCUUUCUCAACGGCUUCAUUGGCACCGUACUCUCGGAGGCGCUCUGGCUGUGGGGCUGCUUUCUAACCUCCUCACUGAUCGGCACUAUUGCCAUGUCACUGCAAAUACCACUCGCCAUUGCCUUCGAUGUUCUGUUGAAGGACAAACUGUAUUCACCCAUAUUCUAUUUGGGCGCAAUACCCGUGUUUCUGGCCUUGCUCCUCGUAGCAUUGUUGAUGCGUAACGAUGAUUCAGAUCCGCUUAUGAAGCUGUUUAAAAUUGUAUACCGCAAAAUAUGUGGUUGCCGUAAGCCAAGCAUUGUGAGAAUUAACGAUGACGAGCAACAGGAAUCACUUAUAAGCGGCAGUGAUUAAAUCUUAAACUAUUGAACGCUUUUGGAAAGAGCGCUUCUGAAUUCAUAUUGCUCACUGUAACGCAAUCUAAACAUGGCUGUUCACGAGUUCGUUUCGAAUCGUUUCUUAAUCUAUAGGGAUAUCGUAAAAGGAGAGAGUUCUGUACAAGGUUUUCCAUUUGAUUUAUUUAAGUUCGAAUUGAACUUGUAAAGCUUUUCUAUUUUAUUUACAAUUAAGUUGACCUACUAUUACUAUUACAAAUGUAUUUUCUGUAAAUAGAUUUAAUCUUAGUAUUUAUCUUUGUGAUAGUGUUAAAACUUGCUGAAGCUUAUUUAUAAUUUAUGUUUUAUGGUUUGUCAUCUCAUUCAUUUAUAUAUUCAAACUGUAUCUGUUAAAUUGAAAGAGUAAAAACAAUAAUUGCAAGGAAAUAAUGUACAUGCAACUAUAUACAAAUAAUGUAAAACUGUUGACUUAUCUAAAAGUGGUACACAAGAGAAAAUGUUUAAGAUAAAGUGACAGAAAUUCCAACCAGUAGUUUAAAUGAACUCAUGUAAAGAAAGCCCCAUAAAAUGCUUUAAAUGUG
This is a messenger RNA of Scaptodrosophila lebanonensis, 2382 nucleotides long. RefSeq names its product solute carrier family 35 member F5. Gene Ontology annotation, biological process: regulation of peptide transport. The transcript has 7 exons. The record is from RefSeq and is a predicted model, not a curated record. NCBI's taxonomy places the organism in Eukaryota, Metazoa, Arthropoda, Insecta, Diptera, Drosophilidae. Gene Ontology annotation, cellular component: membrane. The coding region runs from base 486 to 1820 and encodes 444 amino acids.